Molecule: messenger RNA, 549 nt
Organism: Bubalus bubalis (water buffalo)
Lineage: Eukaryota; Metazoa; Chordata; Mammalia; Artiodactyla; Bovidae
Gene: DEFB129
Product: defensin beta 129
Exons: 2
Coding region: 1-513 (170 amino acids)
Source: RefSeq, a predicted model, not a curated record
AUGAAGCUCCUUUUCCCUAUCUUUGCCAGCCUUAUGCUACAGUGGCAGGUGAACACAGAAUACUUUGGCUUGAGAAGAUGCGUAAUGGGUUUGGGGAGAUGCAAAGAGUACUGCAACAUGGAUGAAAAAGAGUUAGAUAAAUGCAAAAAGAAAAAAUGUUGUAUUAGAUCAAAAGUGGUUCAACUGAUAAAAAACUACAUACAAAAUGAAAUGCUCCAUAUGCUUAAAGAGGACUCUCAGGAAGUGCUAAAAAUUACCAAGAAUUUUAGUUUCAUGAUGCAGACCGAACAUCAUAAUUUAUCUGUUCUGCCCAAAAUCAAAAGUGCCAGUGCUUUUGCCAACAUCAACACCAUCAUCAUCCCAAAUGCCACCAUUGUGAACUCUGCCACCACCAACCCCGUGAACUCAGGGAAGAUAAUACACACUGCUACUUCUACCAAAAAAAGAAGAGAUUCAGGCACUGACUCCCCACCACCAGCACCACCUCCAUCGUAUACACCUCCGACAGCAUGACUGGAGCUGGAGAAGCAGAUGAGCAGGGAUUUGGGU